This is a messenger RNA of Salvelinus sp. IW2-2015, 7674 nucleotides long. Its product is annotated as CASP8-associated protein 2. Gene Ontology annotation, molecular function: transcription corepressor activity. Lineage: Eukaryota; Metazoa; Chordata; Actinopteri; Salmoniformes; Salmonidae. Gene Ontology annotation, biological process: extrinsic apoptotic signaling pathway via death domain receptors; Fas signaling pathway. Gene Ontology annotation, cellular component: mitochondrion; PML body. The record is from RefSeq and is a predicted model, not a curated record.
UUCAUACAGCACAAUAUUUACGGAGUGAAACGCCUCGGGUCCCGAACUAGCUUAGACCAGACAGCUUGCUAGAUAAAUUGCAAACGUUUUGAAGUCAGAAGCUGUGGUUUCCUUAGAUAAGAAAGUGUUUUAUCUGAAAUAAUCUAGCUAAUUUGGCUUCGUAUGAUUUUGGCCUAAAUCACAGGCUGCUUCAUUUGAUAUGAUAAUUUUACUUUGAAUGUCUGAAAGUCCCGGAAGAGCCACUGGCAUCUGUUUUACAGACCGCGGGAAAAUGUCGUUAUUUCCUGCUCCCUGAAAAAGGUUGUCGUUGGGUUGGCGCGKCAGUGAUUGUAAACAGAUGAUAAUAAUAACAUUCUUCGAAUAUAUUUUCAUAUGGUACAUCUCUGAGCCAUUGCUUGAGCAUCGGGAGAAUGGAGGGGGAUUUGAUGGACGAAGUGUAUGGUGAUCUCAGCCAAGACAACUGUAAUACGGUGGCAGCUUUCGAUGAUGAUUCUGUAGAUAUUUAUUCUGGUUUGGAAAGUCCAAGUCCGAGGAUUUAUCCAAAUGCAGAAAGAAACUGCACACUCCUCUCACCACAGAAUCUGAGCUCUAUGGAUUUAUAUGAAGAAAUCAUAACAGAGGAACAACAGAAUAAAGACUCUUCCUACAAUGAGUUGAGGACAAGAUACAAUGCUGCACAAAGCCAAAUUGAAGAGUUACUUAGGCGGUUGCAGCAGAUUGAAACAAAGAAUACAACGCUGAACACUGAGAACAGCCGCCUGAAGAAGAACAUCUGUGCGCUCAUCAAAACAGCUAAAAUGGAGGUUGUGCGGAAGGACAAGGAGAUAAAUAGGUUGAGCCAAAGUUUCAGGCCAGAGAGAGGUCCUGCUGCUCACCAUCAAUCUCAGAUGAACUGCUUGAAAAAUCAAGUUCCAACGAGACUGAAUCGAGGGCCUUAUCAACCAAGCCAACCAGAAGUUCCAACCAGACUGAAUCCUACGGGGCCUUAUCAACCAAGCCAACCAGAAGUUCCAACCAGACUGAAUCAUACGGGUCCACCUCCACCAACUCAACUACCAGGAUCUAAGGGUUGUGUUGUAAAGGAUCUUCAUCAGCUGCUCUGUCAAGACAGAGAUGUGGUCCUCCCCCAACCCCCAUCUGACGCAAGAGUUUUCAGACCACCUCUUCCUGUCACCUCUAGAGGCGAUUCAGAAGCUCCAGUGAAAGGCACAUAUUCUUCUGUUAGUAGUUCCAGUAAGGACUCCGUGAAUAGACACCAUACACGUGAACUAGGCCUGUCAGACAAGCCGAAACAAACCAAGCACAGAGAAGGCAGAGGUGAAAGUCCCAGGCUGUCUGAGUCAAAGGAGCAGCGACAUAAAAACAGUCCAGAUGUAAAUAAGGAAUCUCAUUCAGAUGAGAGGAACCGGUCACACAGAGCACAAAAAGAUAUAGGAAAAUAUGAUUCUAAGUCAAACAGAAMCAGAUACCCUCAUCCCUCAGAUGUUGAGGUACACAGGAGAUCAGAUAAGUCUAAAAGCCCACACUCAGACAUUUUGCAUGGCACUGCUUCCUCUUACCGUACGUCUAAAGGAUUGUCUAAAGACAGUGCAGACAUUCUAUCAACAGGGUCUAGUCGGCAUGAUAAGGUGCUUAGCUUUGAUAAGGAUGACGAUAAGCGUAGAAGUAUUAAAGACAUUUCCUCUAAAAACAGAAGGCAUGCCUAUUCAAAUCAAGCCAGUCUCACUAAACGAUCCAGUGAAUAUUUUAAUCGCAAGGGAGGGACAAGUCCUCCAAGGGACCAUCGAAGGAAAAAAGAGAGAAAUAGAGAGGAUGAGAUUAGAAAAGAAAAAAACAAGUCAGGAGAAAGAAAAAGCAGUUGUACAGAGAGAGGAAAGGAGCGUGAGGAAAAAAGAACAAAGGAACGUAACCGAUGCAGUGCGGACGUCAGUAAGGACAAGAACAUGUUCAACGGUYAAGUCAGGGAGCCAAAGACACAUGGGGAAUCGGAAGUGCUUCUGCCUGAYGCCAAAGUGGCUGAGAAAAGCUCUAUAGAGGAAAAAGGUCCCAACAGAAAGUUAAGUUUCAUGGAAACUCUGAACCUCACCCUGUCACCAGUUAAAACACCAAGACAGUCUGCUGAAGUCAAGGAACAGGAGGAGGGCACACCACCUGAUGAGGUUCCUGAAGACCAGUCAGCAGAAGACGGUGGACAACCUGAUCUUGGAGAAUUGCUURUAUUAGACAAAAUCAACAGUAGUGUAGUAGACACCCAUGAGGUCUUUGAGAACCCAGUUAUACAGCCCUCUUCAGAAAUCUCAACGCCUCCAGAACCUGAAAGUAUGGAGAGUAGACAUACAGAGAGAGAAUCUUGUCCGGAUGCUGAAAAGCCUCUGUCUGAAGCCACAGUAGCCAAAGAGCGACAUAAGUGCCAGUUAGAAGUAGAAGACAGUACUGUCCAAGAUGGCUCCGAAGGAAGGCCUGAGCUGCCCGUGGCCAUAGAGGGUCAGAGGACUAAACCCACCACACCAGAACCUCUCAGGAAGGAUUGUGUUUCAGCUCCAGACUGUGACAUUGUUUUGAAAACUCCACUGAAGAGCAGACUUGAAAAAUGUGCCUCAGAAAGCAAAACUGGCACAUCUAAGGAUUUGACUGCUGCUGCUGUCUCWGCGACUACUACUACUGUCACUGAGAAUUGUGGAAACAAUUCAAAUACCGACACUGGCCUAUCUGCUAAUGGACUUCCCCCUGAACAUUCAACUGGAGAUUCACUGGUUAUUAUUACUGACAAGUCCAACAGUGAAACUCCCAGUGCUUUGGUCUGUAAAAGCCAAGCUGUUGAAACUGUGACACAAGAUCCACCUACUGCUGUCUGUGUGGGACAUCCUGCUUUUGAAGGUAGUCCAGGAAAACAAUCAGAAUCUCUGCAAUUAUCACCCCUUGUCCAACCUGAGGGCCUUCAACAACUGCCUGCUUCCAUUAUUUCUAAUUCUAGUCUGGAGAAAGAUGUGACAGAGGGGCAAGAUGUUUCCAAGGAUGCUGUGUCCAGUACGAUUAGCAUGGAGGUAGAUAUCUGCAUCACGUCUGAGGUCAUUACUGAUGUCACAGAGAUACCUGUGGAGUGUGAGAAGGAGAGAACUCUUGUGGAACAAAGUUCCCCGUUGAGCAGUAUUGGGGUGUCUAAGGUGAGCAGCACCACAGGAGAGGUUGCACCUUCUGAACAGCACAACAGUGGUUUGGCAGAGACACRGAAGAAGUACCUCAAUUCUGAGCCAAGCUACACAGAGAAUGAAGAGGAGAAUGUUGAGCCCUCUAGCUCCAUUCCGAUGGCCCAUGAUGAGGACUCGAUGAUGCUCACACUGAGUAAUCUAAAAGUCAUUCCACAUGCCAUAAGCCCACUCACAAGCCCAGUCCGCCUGAAGAUGAAUAGCCAGCAGCUGCCAUGUCACAGCAAACCUGCUUACGUCAAGAGUCUUUGCAAAGAGUUUCCCAGUGCUACUGGAGAUUCCAAUUCAAAGAAGUUGGAAGUGAAUCAGGAGAACAACAAUCCUGGCUGCUCCGUCACACAUGCUGCACAACGAGAUGUGGAUGAGACAUCUGUCCAUCCUUCCAGCCUUGAGGAACUGGAAGAAGGUGAAAUUGUUAGUGAAAGUGAAGAGGAAGAAACUCCAGUCAUGCCAAGUUCUCCAGCCAUGACGGUUAMGCCCACAAGAACUAAUAAAAAUCAACCAACUCUCAAGUCAUCCCCUAGACUUUCAAAGAAGCCGGCCAAAGAAAAUAGUUCAGUUUCACAACAGAAUUUUYAACUCAGAAGUAAAACCUUGACUUCACCAUUUGGAAGCCCCACAUCAAACAAAACCCGCUACAAAACUGUUCAACCUCCGUUACCCAAAGCUGCCUUGUCUACCGUGGAGGAGGUUAUGGCCAUGCUUGCAAAGAUUCGCUAUGAGUGCAGAAAAAAGUACAUGAAGCUUCAUUCAACAUUCCCUAAGAAAACCUUCUGCGGUGUUAUGGACAUGUCCUUUUUUCCCUCUUUUACAGACUUUGUUGAUAGUGUAAGCUUUACUAAACUAUGCAGCCAAGAAGAUUACCUCAAAGUUAAACUGAAGAACAUCAUCAUUUCUGUUUUGAGUAAGUUAUCAAAUAAUGGCAUUGUCAACCGCAUCUUUGACCAGGAACCACUUAAUAUGAAGUCGAAGCUGUGGGAAUUUGUGAAUGUGCAGUUAGACUUCUUAUUCAAGGAGAUUCAGACUGCACUGAGAAGUGUUUGCAAAUCCUCAAACGGAAGUCAGUCGGCAGGAGCAGAAAAAAGAGACAGGAGUCUCUCUGGAAAUGGGGUACCCAAGCUGCCAGUGAAGUCCCCCAAGCUGCCAGUGAAGUCCCCCAAGCUGCCAGUGAAGUCCCCCAAGCUGCCAGUGAAGUCCCCCAAGCUGCCAGUGAAGUCCCCCAAGCUGCCUGUGAAGUCCCUCAAGCCAUCUGUGGCCGCUGAACUUAAAAUGCAGCAGGGAGUGACCAUAACCAGAUCUUCUGCACCAAAAAGACUGCAAAAGGAAUUCACUGAGUGUGUUGAAACCAGCAUGAAAAGAACCAGGUCUCGGACUGUCCCCCCUUGCAAAACAGGUCUUGGGAGAGGCAAAAAUAUUAAAAUGUCCUUCGAAGAGGAUAUGGAAUCUGUGACUCAAACCUCAGAUCCUCCUGUUAUCCAACCUCCUUUGCAACACGUGGUAGAGAUCUUACCAUCAAACAGCUCUUCAUCUGCUGAGAAAACAGCAACCUGUGUUCGCCGGCUGUCUCAAAAUGGCUCACUCCAUGACAAGCCUGACUUUGAAAUCCUCACAGAACAGCAAGCCUCCAGCCUAACGUUCAACCUGGUAACGGACUCUCAGAUGGGAGAGAUCUUCAAGUGUCUCUUACAAGGAUCUGAUCUGCUAGAAACGAGUGUCUCAGCUGGGGACAAUCAUGGCUGGUCCCUUGGUACUCCUCUGAAAGAAAGAGAGCGUUUCCUAGGCGUUGGUACCCCAAGUAAAGUUGGUACUCCCUCUAAACUCAUUGCCACAUGGUCAGCUAUUUCACCUAUCAAGUUUUCCUCUCCAAAUUCAAAAGUACAAAUUCCAUUAAAUCCAUCUUUGUUGGAUGAGAGUUGCAUGUUAGAGGUGCCCUCCGGCCUACCAGAAAGCAGAAUGACACCACAGUCCAGUGUGUUCUCGCAUAGAUCAUAUUCCAUCUUGGCAGAAGAUCUGUCUGAGUCUCUCACAAUUCCCUCACCUCUCAAGUCUGACAAUCACCUCAGCUUUUUGCACCCAGCCAGCGGGGAGCCCAUGUCUGUUCCAGACAGUGUCAUCAGUGCACACUUCAGUGAGGAUGCUCUUAUGGAUGGGGAAGACGCUACAGAGCAGGACAUUCACCUUGCCCUGGACACAGACAACUCCAGCGGUGCGUCAAGCGGUGGUGGCAGGACUAGGGAGGCUCCUGUUAACCCCCUGUUUCACUUCAAGCCUCACUUGCCCAUGCAGGCAGUAGUGAUGGAGAAGUCAAAUGAUCAUUUCAUUGUGAGGAUACGGCAUGCAAACACAAACUCCACCAACUCGGGGGUCAACUCCACCAACUCGGGGGUCAACUCCACCAACUCGGGGGUCAACUCCACCAACUCGGGGGUCAACUCCUCAAGCCCAGGCAGUGUCAACUCUACCUACCAAGGAAAUAACUCCUCAAGCCCAGGCAGUGUCAACUCUACCUACCAAGGAAAUAACUCCUCAAGCCCAGGCAGUGUCAACUCUACCUACCAAGGAAAUAACUUCUCAAGCCCAGGCAGUGUCAACUCCACAAGCUUAGGAAUUAAUUCAUCAAGCCUAGUAGUGAAUUCUUUAAGCCCAGACAUCAACUCCACCAACCCAGUGGUCAACUCCACCAACCUAGGAAUCAACUCAAGCCAAGGAGUAAACUCUUCAAGCCCAGGCAGUGUCAACUCUACCUACCCAGGAAAUAAUGCCACCAACCCAGAAAAUAACUGUGCCUACCCAUGUGUCAACUUCACAAGCCCAGAAGUAAUUUCUACCAACCCAGGCAUCAGCCCCACAAGUGCAGACAUCAAUCCUGGGGGUGCUGAGAGCCCUCAAACACAACCAGGAGAAGAAAAACAUGGAAAAGACGAAGAUCAGCCCCCAGAAAAAACUCCUUCAAAAUCCCCUUUUUCAGAGGCGAGUCCUCCUUUCUACCUUUCCAGCCUUUCCACAAUCACCGAAACAACAUCUGCGCUAUCUUCGCCAUGCCUCACCAUCAUAGAAGACACACCAGAGAGAGACCACAGCAAGGGUAAGACCGGGAAAAAGCGCACAAAGCACCAUGUGGAAACUAAAGCAAAGCGGGUUAAAAAGGAGGUGAUCCCAGAGAGGAGCAUGCAUAAAAAGAAGUCCUCAAAAAGUCCCAAAGGAAAGGGGACUGGAAGCUCCAAGAGAGAGAGAAGUGAAGUCAUUACUCCACCCCAAUCUACCCCUUCACCCAACAGCCUGUCUGCCAAGAAUAUCAUCGUAAAAAAGGGUGAAGUGAUGGUGACGUGGACAAGGGAUGAAGAUCGAGAUAUUCUCCUCGCACUGAAGAUGAAAGGUUCCUCUCCAGAUACUUUCUCUGCCCUUUCAGAGAAAUUGAACAAGACACCCGCUCAGAUUGCAAAGCGAUUUUCCCAACUGAUGAAGCUUUUUAAGAAGAAGGAGAAGAUGGCAAACUGACUUCUGAAUGUUUUUUUUAAUUCGAUGAAGAUUUCAUUUACUAGGCUCCUUAUACUCUCAGACAUUUCAAGGUCAAGACUUGAAUGGCCCAUUUGAUGAAUGAGUGGAAGCAGAUCUGAAUGUGAUGCCUGUAAUUAAUGGACUUGGAACUAAUGAACACAGUCAACUAGAACUCCAACUGAAAUGUGUUUUUGUGCUGUGGUCAGUAAGGAUCUGAAUAUCCAUGAGGUAAAAUCCACACAGGCUUAAAUAUACAAUGUAUUAUCGCCCCACAGCCAAAAUGAAUACAACUUGUAUAAACUGUUUUGAUAUGUCUGUUGAUUUAGCAGAUUUCAAUGCACUGGAUUUAUUUUUCUUCCUUUUUUGUGUUGAAUCUAAUCUACCAUAUUGAUCCUGGGCAAUAUCCCAUCUCAACGUCACAACUCUUAAUAUGCCCUAGCAAGGUUAUACCAUAUGAGGAGUUAAACACUUCUGCAAUCAUAUAUUUAAUCAAGUAAUUAACCAAUUUUAGCUGUAAAUAACAGAAUGUGAAUGACCUCCUAAUGCUUUUAUGGAGCAUUGCAGCCUGUGCUGCUUGUACAAAAUUUGUACUAAAGUUACGUAUGCUUUUCUACUUCAACAUAAUCUGUGAGUGUUUGGAAAUAAAGAUUGGAACAACAAUUAAAGUGACCUUUACUCUGUCACGUGGCAGAAAGUGCAUUUUACUGUAUUAUAUAUGGCAUUGACUUCAAGCUGGUCAGUUAAAUGAAAAAAUAAGCCACAGAUGUUCCAUUUUAGGUAUGAUUCAAGGUCUUACGUUUAUAGAAAUUAAGGAUUUUACCAAGUACACAUUUCUUGACUGCUUAGAUUUUUGGUUGGUUGAUUUUGGUUUUGGAUGGUUGUGAAUAAGUGACAACAUGGUUAAGAAAUAUACGUUGUGUAGCCUAUAUUGUACAUAUUUUGGUUUUGAAAAUAAAGUUUAUUUAUUUAA